This is a messenger RNA of Anopheles merus, 2477 nucleotides long. RefSeq names its product intraflagellar transport protein 88 homolog (gene nompB). Lineage: Eukaryota; Metazoa; Arthropoda; Insecta; Diptera; Culicidae. The record is from RefSeq and is a predicted model, not a curated record. Gene Ontology annotation, biological process: intraciliary transport; non-motile cilium assembly. The coding region runs from base 47 to 2473 and encodes 808 amino acids. Gene Ontology annotation, cellular component: non-motile cilium; ciliary base; centriole. The transcript has 4 exons. Gene Ontology annotation, molecular function: kinesin binding.
CAACAAUUUUCUCAACGCUGCAGAUGAAGUACAAUUUCCUUCGGCAAUGAGUUCCAAUUUUGAUGACGACAUUUACGGCGGCUUUAGUGGAGUUACCAAUAAACUGUUCAACUACGACGCGAAAGAAGAUCAAGCGUUCCAGAAUGCGGUCCGCACGUCCAGCUACGGCAAGAAGGCUACCACGCCCAAGUUCUUCUGGAACGGGGACAAGCUCGGUUCGGCCGAACCGACCACCGCAAUGGCACGACCCUCCACCGCGAUCCGGCCAGUCGGCUACUCGUCCCACAACUCCAAACUGUUCGACCCACUCAACCAGGCGGCGAAGAAGAUCGUGGUGAUGGAAAACCGCAAGGAGGAAACGCCCGAACAGCGGUACAAAAACCUGGAGACAAAGAUCUACGCCCUGCUGGAGGAAUCGAUCGUGGCCAGUACGGGCGGCAAGCCGGACAUGGCGACCAGCCUGGCGAAGGCGAAGGAGGCGUCCUCGCUCGACCGGACGCUGCUGCGGAUGCGCGACCAGGACGGUGGCACCUACACGCACAACUUCGAUCUGACGUUUUUCGUGCUGUUCAAUCUGGCCAAUGUGUACGCGAAGAACGAGAUGUACAUCGAGGCGCUGAACACGUACACGCUGAUGACGAAGAACAAGAUGUUCCCGAACGUUAAUCGGCUGAAGAUCAACAUGGGCAACAUUUACUUCCAGCUCGGGCUGUACACGAAGGCGAUCAAGAUGUACCGGAUGGCGCUGGACCAGGUGCCGGGCAAUCAGAAGGAGUUGCGGCUGAAGAUAACGCACAAUAUUGGCAUACUGUUUAUCCGGAUGGGCCAGUACUCGGAUGCGGCGACCAGCUUCGAGUUUAUCAUGUCGGAGAAGGGCGAUCUGAAGACGGGGCUGCAUCUGAUCCUGUGCUACUACGCGCUGGGCGAUGUGGAGAAGAUCAAGCACGCGUUUCAGCUGCUGCUGGACAUCCAGAUCGAUUACAACGAGGAGGAGAAAGCGUUCCAGGCGAAUUCAAAUCCUGCGUACGAGUACAUCAAUGAGAUGAUCAAGUCGGACGAGCUGCAUAGCUACGAGCGCAAGCUGCGUCAUCUGGCGGAGAAGAACAUCCUGAUCUCGGCGAACCUCAUUUCUACGAUCAUUGACGAUUACUUCAACGAUGGGUACAGUUGGUGCGUGGAAACGAUCAAGAACUCGUACUUUUCGUCGUUGGCAACCGAUCUGGAGCUGAAGAAGGCAGUCAUAUACCUAAAGCAGGACGACUUUCAGCAAGCGAUCGAUACGCUGAAGUACUUUGAAAAGAAGGAAUCCAACAUUGCGAUCAAUGCGGCCAUUAAUUUGAGCUUCAUUUACAUACUGAAAAAAGACGUAGCCGCGGCGGAAAACUAUGCCGAGGCGGCGAAAAAGAUCGACAGCUACUGCCCGGCCGCGUUCAUCAACAGCGGCGUCUGCUGCUACAUGAGGGCGGACUACGAAACGGCCAAGCUGAUGUUUACCAGCGCGCUCGGCAUCGAUUCCACCUCGUUCGAGGCACUGUACAACAUGGGGCUGAUCUUCAAGCAGCUGGGCGACCACAACAGUGCGCUGAUCUACUUCCGCAAGCUCAUCUCGAGCCUGGGGCACGAGCAGCACCCGGAGGUGCUGUACCAGAUCGCCAGCCUGUACGACGCGCUCGGCGAUGUCGGUACGGCUCUGGAGUACUACCUGCAGCUGCUCAGCCUGGUGCAGCAGGACCACCGCAUCAUCCAGAAGAUUGGCGAGCUGUACGAGGCGGACGGGGAGCGGCAGCAGGCGUACCACUAUCACCACGAAUCGUACCGCAUCUAUCCGAUUGAGGCGACCGUCGUCAACUGGCUCUGCUCGCACUACAUCGAGCUGCAGGUGGUCGAGAAGGCGAUCGGGUUUUACGAGAAGGCCGUGCUGCGCAAUCCGCUCGAUCCGUACUAUCUGCUGCGCAUUGCUGGGUGCUAUCGGCGCAUUGGCAAUCAGCAACGGUCGAUGGCACUGUUCCGCAUGAUACACGAGAUUUAUCCGGACAAUACGGACUGCUUGCGGGCGCUGAUGCAUCUGGCCCAGUCGCAGGGCAAUGGGGAGCUGUACGAGCGGUACAGCGGGGAGCUGCAGAAGCUGGAGAAGCAGAAGGAGGUUCGACAGAGGAUUGGUACCUCGCGGCCGACCAACUCGGGCAGUUCCCGUAUGUCUAGCGGCGAUUACAGUGUACGUUCCGCCGGCCAUGAAGGCUAUCAACCGCCCGGCACCGGUACGGGUUCGGCCCACUCGUCCGCCGGCCUACCGUCCAAGAGUGCGGACGUUUCGCCCGAGUACAGCAACAACUUUACGCCGCACGCCGGCUACGGCUAUGCGGAUCCGCUCGGCCCACCGCAGGAGCGUCCACGUACCGGGGUGCGCAAGAAUCUCACCUUCGACGAUGAGUCGGACGAAGAAAUUAAUACGAUCGAUCUGCUGCCCGCUUAAUCAU